AUGGCGACACGCCUCCAGACGCUGCUCCGCUCGGCAAAAAAGGCAAGCGGAGUGGGCCAGUUCGCGGACGACGCAGAGGACACGCUUCAGGCGUUCGAAUGGGCCCUCAGGUCCAAGGACCCCCAGCACGCCAUCAACGUUUUGCUGAAGAUGGCGUGCCAGCACGCUCAGCAGCUGCGGGAUCUAGCUUCAUCGGAGUGGCUCAGCGCGGUGCUCCCCACGAAGGCGACCGUGGUCGUGAAGGGACGCGCAGCAGGCAAACACUAUUCAGAAGCGGCCCAGAUCGCGGAGUUGAGAUUUGUUGGGGCCCACCACAUUUGUACAUCGCGCGAGCCGCGUUCAAGUCUAUGGCGGGGCCGGGCACGGUUCGGACACAGGCGCCAGAGGUCUAGAACUUCCUGUCCAAGUUCUACGAGCAGUUCGUCUUGA
Messenger RNA from Prorocentrum cordatum, 429 nucleotides. NCBI's taxonomy places the organism in Eukaryota, Dinophyceae, Prorocentrales, Prorocentraceae. The record is from the annotation of a GenBank genome assembly.